UGUGGUCCACGUUACGACUUUUGGCAUGUCCCAUUGCUCACAGCUCGUCCACAUAAUUCUCAUUUCAAAGGUUUGCUAGCCCCUGAGUCGUCAACAUUGGAGCAAAUUAUGCAGCUUGGUUCUGCUGCUGUUAUUAUCUUCGAAAACGUUUUCUAUCUUCUGGACCAGCAAGAGGAGCGGAAGUCCGCUCACCCUGUUCGUGUCGCUCUCCAGCAAUACAUGGCGUCCCCCAAUGCCGCUGCCGUCAGGAUAGCUCUGAACUCUGCUGUUCAUACAUAUGAAGCAGGCUUCUCUCGGUGGAUACCAGGGUCGGCCAAACGCUCUCAGAAGAAGGCAGACUUGAUCAAGACAAUUACUGAAGUUGUUUUACAGCACCGUCUGCCAAUACCUGGAGUCCAAGCAAUAUGACGAUAUUGAGCUCAGCGAAUUGCGGUUUCUGGAUUGGCUGAUGGCAUGUCCAUGGAGGUGGUCAAGGAGGUGGAACUGUAUGAAACGUUGUAUGAUUAAGCAAUUGGCGGUUUAUGGUGGACAUGCGUGUGAUGGAUAGCGUCCUACUUAUUUUGUACGAUGUUGUAACUUUCCUCAAAGAAAAGAACUGUAUAUAAUUUCUGGUCGGCUGGAUGGGCUGCGGCGUUGGCGCAUAGCGGUGUGAU
This is a messenger RNA of Suillus subalutaceus, 653 nucleotides long. RefSeq lists its product as uncharacterized. Bases 109 to 408 code for a protein of 99 amino acids. The transcript is spliced from 3 exons. NCBI's taxonomy places the organism in Eukaryota, Fungi, Basidiomycota, Agaricomycetes, Boletales, Suillaceae. The record is from RefSeq and is a predicted model, not a curated record.